AUGGAAAAACAAGAAACUGAAGAGGUCGAAAAAGUCGAUGAUCUCUUGAACACAUUUAACUCCCAGCUCAAGUUCGAGCAAAAAGCAGAUCAGAACAAAACCAGCAAAAGAUUUAAGCCUUACAAAUCGAAGAAAAGAAAGUCGAAGAAAUCCGCAUCCAAGGAAGAGGCAAAAGCUAGCCAGGAGAAACCUCCUUCUCCAGUGUUUAAAAAUUGCUCGAUCGAAAGUCGAUCAACAGAGUUUUCGCCAGAAGACCUUCAUCCUUGCUACGAGGAAGAAGUCAAUGUCAAUGAACUUUGCGCGUAUCUGGAAAACGCCGAACUUAUUCCACGAAAAAUGUCCAGCAUGGCAGAAGCUAUCUAUGGCUGA
This is a messenger RNA of Oikopleura dioica, 369 nucleotides long. The record is from the annotation of a GenBank genome assembly. NCBI's taxonomy places the organism in Eukaryota, Metazoa, Chordata, Appendicularia, Copelata, Oikopleuridae.